Messenger RNA from Hipposideros armiger (great roundleaf bat), 2180 nucleotides. RefSeq names its product natural cytotoxicity triggering receptor 1 (gene NCR1). Lineage: Eukaryota; Metazoa; Chordata; Mammalia; Chiroptera; Hipposideridae. The transcript has 4 exons. Gene Ontology annotation, biological process: immune response-regulating signaling pathway. The record is from RefSeq and is a predicted model, not a curated record. Gene Ontology annotation, cellular component: plasma membrane. The coding region runs from base 1 to 552 and encodes 183 amino acids.
AUGGGGGAUAUAGCAGGCAGGAUAAAGAUGCUCUUUACCUACCAGCCACCUUCUCUCACAGGAAUGUAUGACACACCCACCCUCUCAGUUCAUCCUGGGUCUGAGGUGAUCUCGGGAGAGAAUGUGACCUUUUACUGCCGUCUACACACUGCAACAACCACGUUCUUCCUGAUCAAGGAGGGAAGAUCCAACCGCCCACAGCACAAACAUGGGAAUAUUCAGGCAGACUUCUAUAUGGGCCCUGUGACCACAGCCCACAGAGGGACAUACAGAUGUUUUGGUUCUUACAACAACUAUCUAUGGUCUUUUCCUAGUGAGCCUGUGACACUCCUGGUCAUAGGAGAUGUCGGGAACACCAGCCUUGCACCCACAGAGCUGCCCUCUUCUCCUGACUCCUGGAAACCCUCCUUGUUAACCACAGAGAUGGAAUUCCAGAAAGAAUCUCCUUCGAAUUGGUCUGGCUUUCCUGGUCCUGAUUGCCCUUGUGUGUCUCCUGGUGGAAGACUGGCUUCACAACAAGAGGACUCAAGAGGGAACCAACAGGGCUUCUAGUCGGGAAUGCAGACGUUUCAGAGCACGAAGAUCCUUGGACCAAUAACCAAAAGAUGCAGGGGCCAUCUCUGAAAGUUAAUCUUGACAUUGAUAGAGCUGAAAGCUCAACUUGACUUUGGGCUGUGUGAUCUCUGUUAUACCCAUAGAGGAGUGCGUCACUGCAGGACAACUGCAUGGCUUGCUGAACCAUCCUGGAGGAGGCAGGAGGGAAAUGAAGAUGCUAAAUUUCUUCUGCAAUUAGAUCCCACUGUCUCGUCUAUGCGCUAUGUGUUUUUGUGCCUGCUUCCCUCAAACCAAACUUUUAACCAUUCUGGUCUUCCCUGAAAACAUCUUAUUUAACACCAUGGUCAUGGGAAUAUUCCUUUCCUACUUUGCUCUUUACCCCUAUUUCUUUUUUGCUCUCUCUGCAGAUGUCAUUCAAAAUACUUAGCAACCAGUACAAAAUAGGCAUUUAUUAAAUGAAACAGGAGCCAGACAGGCAACAGCCAGUCAAUGGAGAUGAAAGCAGUAAACAGUGCUUGUAAUUGUGCUGUGGCUGGAUCUCAACCACACCCCAAUUCCCUCUAUCCUGUCCACCACAUGAUUCCAUCUUCACUUCUUUAUCCAUACCUUGCCUUGUUCUUCAGGUCUUUUAGUAGAUGUCAUCUCCACCAAGAGCAUUUCCUAAAUCCUCCAGCUUGGCUUACGAUACCACUUUCAUGCUCCCAAAGCACUUGAAUCCUACUACCACAUAUAUAUCCAUCUUCCUAUCUCUACCCUGAACUCAUGUGAAUUAAAUCUAUGUCAGAUGUAAUGGCUGUGUUCACAGUUCCCACUACUAAGGGAGUUCUCUGGAAAUGUAUGUUUAAUCAGUGUAUAUAUAAAUGGGGCUGGAGCACAGCUUGGAACUUGACUGUCUUGUAUUUGGUCCUUGAUACACUGGGAACCAUAAGUCCUUUCAUCCUUGAAAAUUUCUACUUGAUCAACUCAUUAAUAUGCCCAUUAUAUGGGUCCCAACACCACCACCCCCAAUAUUCUGGUCAAAUUAAUUCUCUAUAUCUGAGUUUUCUGUUAAAUAUUACAGAAUAACAAUUAUAACCUUAAAGAGAUAAUAUGAAAAUUUAAUGAGAACUGAAUUUAUAAUCAGCAUAAGCUCUGACAUAUAUAAGUUACUCAAGGCAUAGUAACCAUAAUUAUUCCCAAUAUUAUAGGGAAUUGAUAACUUCACCAAUUAUUACCUCAUUAACAGUGGCCCCAAUACUGAAUUUUCUUCUUUCCAUUCUUCAACUACAAGGUAGUCUAAGAUCCAAGAAUUUCUAAAUUAAUAUCAAAUUAUAGUCUUCUUCAUCUCAAAAUGAGAUGGGUUUGGUUGGAGUAGGUUCAUGACAUUCCAAGUUUUUUAUAUUCUAAUUUAUGGUAAGAAACCUAGAGUCUCAAGGAAAACAUAUAUUAGGUAGGAGAAUUUUAGGUCUCAAGACAUAGUUGCAUGGGCUUCACCUGGGAAGAAUAGCCUCCUCAGAGGAAUAGAGGGGUCUUUACCUAACCCAUGGCCCUACUGUUUCUACCAGUUCAAGUCAAAAUCUUCCAAAGCUGGUCAACAGGGUAGAGCCAAAUGGUUAAGUAUUACAUUAUUUUUUUUAACUGGGAAA